UGUUGCAUAAACACUCCCCUGCUAGAGCCUCACAUAAGAAGGAAAGGCUCAGUGAAAGGGCUUUUACUUACUAUUCCUUUUACACAGGAGAAACAUGUCAGGAUCCGAGGACCCAAAACAAACAAACCGGGAGAAAUUCCAAGCAGAAAUGCAGAGGACAUUGGAGAAGGCAAAGACCAUGACUCCUGAGGAGCUGAAGUUUUCUUAUAAGGGGAUUCUGUAUCCCAGUAUCCUAUGCAGCGAGGCCACUUUUCAAGCUAUGGAGGGUUUUGAAGCCAGAGAAGAUGAUGUAUUGAUCAUAACAUAUCCCAAGUGUGGAACAAACUGGGCAAUAAAGAUACUUCAUCAAAUGCUAUUUGAGCUUCACAACAAAGAACCAACAAUAGACCAAGCAAUGUUUGAAUUUGGAAAACCCGAAAAAUACAAGUACCUGAAUGAACAACCUUCCCCAAGAGUUAUAUCAUCGCACCUCACUCAUGAGAAUAUCUCAAAAUCUUUAUUUGAAAAGAAGACAAAGAUCUUGAUAAUUCUUCGUAAUCCAAAAGAUGCAGCUGUUUCUUAUUACCAUUUCUCAAACAACAACCCUGUGCUUCCCUCAUACAGCUCUUGGGACGCAUUUUUCAAGGAUUUCAUUACUGGAGAUGUCAUUUAUGGAUCGUACUUUGACUAUGCUCUUGGCUGGGAAAAAUAUUUGGAUGGUGGAAAUGUCCUUUUACUUACAUUUGAAGAUAUGAAAACGGAUCUCAUUGCGGAACUAAAAAAAAUCUGUGACUUCUAUGGGUUCAGUCUGACUGAUGAGCAACUCCAGAAAGUUCAAGAAAACACAACUUUUCAGUCCAUGAAAGAUAAAUCUAGUGAAUCACAUGGAAAUCUUGGAAAUGUUUUUUUCCGAAAAGGAGAAAUUGGGGACUGGAAGAGUCUUUUUACCGAGGAACAGAGCAAAGAGCUGGAUGCCAAGUUUGAGAAGCAUCUUGCAGGAACAAAAUUUGGAGAGAAGAUAAACUACCCUAAAUAUUGUACAUAUUAAAUAAAAGCAUUGCUUUAGAUUUUCUAUUCCUAUGAUUUGUGAAGGGUUUAAUAAAAUACAUUGGU
Hyla sarda is the source of this 1092-nucleotide messenger RNA. RefSeq names its product sulfotransferase 6B1-like. Gene Ontology annotation, cellular component: cytoplasm. Gene Ontology annotation, biological process: sulfation. Bases 95 to 1027 code for a protein of 310 amino acids. The transcript is spliced from 7 exons. Lineage: Eukaryota; Metazoa; Chordata; Amphibia; Anura; Hylidae. Gene Ontology annotation, molecular function: sulfotransferase activity. The record is from RefSeq and is a predicted model, not a curated record.